Colletotrichum higginsianum IMI 349063 is the source of this 366-nucleotide messenger RNA. RefSeq lists its product as uncharacterized. The transcript is spliced from 2 exons. NCBI's taxonomy places the organism in Eukaryota, Fungi, Ascomycota, Sordariomycetes, Glomerellales, Glomerellaceae. The record is from RefSeq and is a predicted model, not a curated record. The coding region runs from base 1 to 366 and encodes 121 amino acids.
AUGGGAUGCCAACCUUUCCAGGCCUCAGAAGAAAUAAUUUACCACGACUGGUGUUCACAUGCAUCGGGCAGAUGGGUGCCGUCCAACCGCUGGCACCGUCAGAUACCGACUCGCAUUUCGGUAGUCUUGAUUCAACUUGACCAGCUUCUCGCAUUUAUACUUUGCCGUCAUUGUCGAUUGUCUGAUUCCCUCCCAUCCCUUCGGCAACUGACUCGGUCGCACAGCAAAGUACCUUCCGCGGCUUGGAUUCAUCUGGCUGCAGGUCCAAUGACCGGUGCCCAAUCUCACGCCUUUUCAGGGGCUCCUCUCAGAGCUCCUCGUUUCCGAACUGCAGCAGAGAUGAGUCUGCGAAGGAAGUACCUCUAG